AUGCCCACACUUCCUGCUCGUAACCCUUGGAUUCUGAUUUAAUUUGAUAUCGCAUUAGUUAACCAAAUUGUCCGGUUUGCGUGUUUGUGACGCGCACCGUUCGCGCUCAGACACCGGUAUAGCCAGUUGCUAAUCGAGCGCUGUGUACACAACUUGUGUCAAUAAAGAAAUCAACCAUGUCUGUGCGUCGUUUUACAAGGAAAGAGAUUGAAUCUCGUAACCACCGCGGCGAUGCAGCGAUCAUCAUAGACAAUGUAGUCUACGAUGUGACGGGUUUUCUUGAGGACCACCCAGGCGGUGCGGAAGUGUUGUUGGAUAACGCAGGAACUGAUGCGACGAAAUGUUUCCGCGAUGUGGGGCACAGUGAUGAUGCUCACGCGUGGCGUGAGCAGUACGUUAUGGGGGAGGUAGUGGAGGAGGAGAAAUGGCCGGUGGAGCCUCGAGACAAGCAGCUGGAUACAACGAGGGAGCCCCUUUCAUUUGGAGCGUUAGUCGGAGUGGCGUUGCCCCCUAUUGGUCUUGCGAUCGUGUCUGCGGUUCUAUACUUCUACCUCUUUGGGUAGAGAAUAAGUAGAUUCUGCGUCGAGGAAGUGUUGUGCAAGUGGUGUGAUGUUGUGAUAUAAUUUAAGAUAGUUAUAAAAUACUCUAGCCGCUCAGUCAAAAAAUAUGUUUUGUGAAAAUAUGCUACCUAAGUACAAUGGACGGUAAACUUUUUUAAGGCCUCUAGGCGGCUAGAGAUUAGUGUUCCACGCUUAUUUGUUUCAGCAAAACUUACAGCGAUCUUUCAGUGAAUAUCUACUUUUUGACCACAAUUUGCAGACAAGCGCUUUAUUUCAAGGGUUGGAGCCACUGUUAUACUGUUAAUAGUUACUGUUAGUUAAUUGGUUUAGGUACGAGAACAGAAACAUACUAAUGAUUUGUACUUUUGUACUCAUCAUUGUAAAUAUUUUGUAUUUUCAAAUACAUACUCAGAGUGCAUCUUGUACCCCGUUAUUUGAUCUAGCGAUGGACCAUUUCUUAGUGACAACAUUUUUCACAUUGUCACAGUGAAAAGUUGCCACCAGGUGGCUAUUUCACCAUAGUGACAUUGACGAUUCUAUGCCAAUUUCUGUGUCGAUAAGUAACAUUGUUACUCAGCGUCAAUAUAUCCUUGUUGAACAGGGAAUGAACGGCGAAGUGUCACUACUGUCACUGUCGAGCGACAAUUGACACUUGUGAAAAGGCAAGCCAUCUCUUUAUUGUACAUUAUUUAUUACCAUGCCAUGCCUGUCACGUUCAAACCGGGUACGACGUACGACACACGAUAGGUGAUAAAAAUGCGACCAUGCUGCCGCUGAUGCCAGAAGUUUUUGAAUUGUAAGAAAAACUUGGUAAAUUAUACAGAGUGGGGCCUGUAACAAAGGCGAAGAAUUGAACUGUAGGCUAUUCUCCUUAUACUGAUCAAAGUUUGUUCGGCGACUUUUAAAAAUAACUUGUAUUUUGAUUUUUAUCACCCUUGA
Molecule: messenger RNA, 1499 nt
Organism: Leguminivora glycinivorella
Lineage: Eukaryota; Metazoa; Arthropoda; Insecta; Lepidoptera; Tortricidae
Product: cytochrome b5-like
Exons: 1
Coding region: 177-563 (128 amino acids)
Cellular component (GO): membrane; intracellular membrane-bounded organelle
Molecular function (GO): heme binding
Source: RefSeq, a predicted model, not a curated record